This is a messenger RNA of Erigeron canadensis, 5409 nucleotides long. RefSeq names its product sister chromatid cohesion protein PDS5 homolog B-like. Gene Ontology annotation, biological process: DNA repair; mitotic sister chromatid cohesion. The coding region runs from base 176 to 5128 and encodes 1650 amino acids. NCBI's taxonomy places the organism in Eukaryota, Viridiplantae, Streptophyta, Magnoliopsida, Asterales, Asteraceae. The record is from RefSeq and is a predicted model, not a curated record. The transcript is spliced from 33 exons. Gene Ontology annotation, cellular component: nucleus; chromatin.
ACGACACACUCACAAACAUAUACACUGAAAUCGUUAAUCUUAAUAAUAGAGGUUCGAAAACACACACCGGCUUACCCUUUUACUUAUUUUUAUGUUCUCAGCUCAGCUUAGCUCUGGUUUUGGUGGUUGUAGAUGAAGAUUUGAAAACCAAAAAUUCAAAUUACAGCCAAAAAGAAUGGGGGAAAACCAGUUGCUGAAGGAAGUUGGAUCCAAAUUGCUUGACAACCCUUUACCUGCUUCUAAAGAUGCUCUUAUCAACCUUCUCACGCAAGCUGCAACAUCUCUUUGCGGGAUGGAUCAGUCACCACCCAAAGGAUUACUGGAUUCCAUGCAACCUCUUUUGAUAGCUAUUGUCAAGCCACAGCUGCUAAAGCACCAAGAUGACCAAGUUAAGCUUCUUGUUGCCACAUGCACUUGUGAGAUUCUGCGAAUAACUGCUCCAGAUCCACCUUAUGAUGACGAUGUUUUAAAGGACAUCUUUCAUUUGUUUGUAAGCACCUUCAGUGGGUUAAAACACACCAAGGACCCAUCUUUUGGGAGGAUAGUAAACAUAUUGGAAACUGUUGCUAAGUAUAGAUCAUUUGUUGUGAUGUUGGAUCUUGAAUGUGAUGAGUUAGUCAACCAAAUGUUCAAAACAUUCUUCACUGUUGCCAGUGAUGAGCAUCCUAUAAUUGUUACUGCUUCAAUGGAGACAAUUAUGGCGGUUCUUUUGGAAGAAAGCGAGGACAUUGGGAUGGAUCUUUUGCUCAUUCCUCUAUCUAUGUUAGGCCAUGAUAAGAAAGAUGUAACUCCGCAUGCAAGGACACUUGCUAUGAAUGUUAUUGGGCAAUGUGCUGGAAAACUUGAACACGGCAUUAAGCAGAUUAUAUUAUCAUCAGUGUUGGGGGAUAAGAGAGCCUUGAAUCCUCAAAUUGACUACCAUGGAGUUAUCUAUGACAUCUAUCGCUGUGCUCCUCAAGUGUUGUUUCAGAUUGUGCCAUACCUGUCAAAAGACCUACUGACAGAUGAAAUAGACCUCCGCUUAGAGAGAGUCAGACUGGUGGGUAACCUUUUUGCUCUCAAGGGAACUACUGUCCCCGAGACUUUCCAUCCACUCUUUUUGGAGUUUCUGAAGAGGUUGAAUGACAAAGCUGUUGAAGUGCGGAAGUCAGUCCUUGAGCAUGUCAAGCUGUGUCUGCUGUCUGAUACUUUCAGAUCAGAAGCUCCUAAAAUAGUUGAUGCCCUGCGUGAUCGGCUGUUGGAUGAUGAUGAAAGUAUACGCAAACAAGUGGUAGCAGUAAUUUCAGAUGUAGCAUCACAGGAUUUAUCUUCUGUUUCAGCUGAUACCAUAAAGCAUGUUGCUGAGCGUCUUGAGGAUAAAUCUAUUCUCAUAAGAAAGUAUACUAUGGAAAGGCUAUCUGAUAUAUACCGUACUUGGUGCUUGAAGCAAAUUGGUGUCUCAAAUUUUAAUGAUGAUUUUGAUUGGAUACCUGGAAAACUUUUAAAAUGUUACUAUUAUAAAGAUUUGGGACCAAACACAGUUGAGCAAAUUCUAUGCAAUUCCCUUUUUCCAGUUGAUAUUUCCAUCAGAUAUAAGGUCAAAACCUGGGUCAAGCUAUUCUCCAAGUUUGAUAAAGUUGAAUUGAAUGCUUUAGAGAAAAUACUGGAGCAGAAGGAAAGGUUACAACUUGAGGUGCAGAAGUAUCUCUUACUUAGGAAGACAUACAAGGACGGUGAUGCUUCAGAACUGCAGAAGAAAACCACAGUUUGUAUUCGAUCCAUGGCUCACUGUUUUGUCGAUUCCAUAAAAGCCGAGACCGAUUUACAGCUUCUUGAUCAAUCAAAAGAUGCUAACAUCUGGAGAAUAUUGACAAAGUUACUAGAUCCAAACUCUAGCUGUGUUCAAAGUAGGAGCCUUCAGGAUGAAUUGCUUAAGAUAGUUGGCGAGAAGGAUCCACUUUAUGAACUUCUAAGAACUCUCUGUAUGAAGUGCUCUUACACAAUCUACGAUAAGGAGUUUGUCAAAGAUCUUAUUCUGGAGGUUGACCUUCAAAAGAGUGAAGGGAACAAAGUAUUAACCCGGUCUUGCAUGAAUAUACUCGUGAUCGUUGCAUGUUUUAGUCCUUUGCUGCUAAGUGGGAUGAAAGAAGAUUUGGUCCAUCUUCUUGAGGAUGAUGAUGAGGCCAUCAAAGAAGGUGUUUUGCAUGUUCUAUCAAAGGCUGGUGAAACGAUUCGCGAACAAUUGGGAGAGUCAUCUAGCUCAAUAGACCUAAUACUGGAAAAAAUAUGCUUAGAAGGUAGUAGGAGGCAGGCCAAGUAUGCAGUAAAUGCCUUGGCAGCCAUUACAAAGGAUGAAGGGCUCAAGUCACUCUCUGUCUUAUAUAAGCGACUAGUGGAUAUGCUAAUAAAGAGGACAAAUUUGCCUUCUGUACUACAAUCUUUGGGGUGUAUAGCACAGACGGCCAUGCCUGUUUUUGAAACUCAAGAGAGUAAAGUUGUUAACUUUAUAAGAAAAGAUAUCUUAAGGCGCAGUCAGAGAACAGGAGACGUAAGGAAAGAAUCUUGGGAAGAAAGAAGCGAAAUUUGUUCAUUAAAGGUAUUUGGUAUCAAAGUUUUGGUAAAGAGCUACCUACCUGUUAAAGAUGCACAUCUUCGUGUUGGUAUUGAUGAAUUGAUCAAAGAUCUCCAAACUAUACUUACUUGUGGAGAAAUCUCUACAGACGUGGAAUCAAGUUCUGUUGAUAAGGCCCAUUUAAAGCUAGCUUCAGCUAAUGCCAUUAUUCGUCUGUCAAAGUAUUGGAAUAAGAAGAUUUCGAUUAAAACAUUCUACCUUACCUUGAAAACAUCAGAGGUUGGUUUUCCCAAAGUUAGGGAACUGUUUCUCAACAAAGUACACAAGUACAUAAAAGAUGGGAGUUUGGACCCCAAAUAUGUUUGUGCCUUCUUUUUAGAUUUUGAAUCCCAUAAAUCAAUCUUGGAAAAGGAAAAUCAGUAUCUGAGGGACAUCAUUCAAAUUAGUGGAAAUUCUUCAGCUGUUUGGUCAGAGUAUCUUCUUCCCUAUUUGAUCCAUGCACUUGCCCAUCAUCCUUCAUUUCCAAACAUUGAUGAAUGCAAGGAUGUAAAAGCAUACGAACCAAUAUACAGGAAAUUAUAUAUCUUUUUCUCUAAGUUGGCACAUGGAGAUGAAGAUGGAAAGUCGGGAGUUCUAAGAAGGGAAGAAUAUAUUUCGAUAAUUUCUAUUCUUCGAAAUAUCAAAAGGUCCAAAGAUGCUGUUGACACAAAUAAAUCAAAGAACUUGUAUGCAAUCUGUGAUCUUUGCUUGUCAAUCAUCAAGCGAUUAGCUAGAAAACAAGAUCUUCAGCAAUCCAUAGUACCUGUUUCCCUGCCUGAAGUCUUGUACACACCACUCAAGAAGAAAGAAGAGAACAACGAAGACAAUGAAGAAGGGUACUUAAAAGACGAAAAGAAAGAAGAGAGUAAAGAAGGUAAGAAGAAUGAAGAGAACAAAGAUGAUAAGCAAGAAGAGAACAAAGAAAAUGAAAAGAAAGAGGAGUCUGACCAAGAGGUAUCUGAAGGUCUGACAUGGUUAACUAAUGAGAAUGCUCUUGCGUACUUCGAGUCGCUUAUUUUUUACGCUAAUGGCAAUGUUGCAUCCAAAACCAAUGAGGAUGAUAUUGCCCAGGACAUUGAAACUGAUGGAAAUGAUGUGCCUUUGGGAAAGAUUUUAAAACGUAUAAAAGCUAAAGCAUCCAAGGGAAGAAAGGUAUUAAACAACGGUUCCACGCCCGCGGCCGUGGAAACUGAAAAUAAUGUUGAUAUCUUGGGAAUGUUGAGAGAAAUUAAUUCGGGUGAUAUGGAUGUGCCGAAUAAAUUUGAGUCGAGCAAUGGUCAUGGGAAUAUUAGCAGUGAAGCAAAGCUCAAAAGAAAAGGUAUAUCUAAUGAUCUACCCAGUAUUUCUGUACCCAAGCGUCGGAGGUCAUCCUCUGCCAAAAGUCAUAAACGACCGUCAUUCCUGAAGGGUGGGUCUGCUUUUGAUAUCAUUAAAAUGGAUGAUCCACACAGUGGCCCAGAAGAUAAAGUUACUGAAAAAGGUCUUAUACAUAAUAGAAAUUCCAAAAAGACUGAUGAAGUGGAUUUAGAGAAGGGUAAAAGGGCUGUGAAGACUGAUAGUAGUCAAAAGUCAGGUCGUGCCAAAAAGCGCAAACAAAGACGGGUUUCCAGAUUAGCAAAGUGCGCAAUAGAUGAAAGUGAAAGCAACAUCCAGGAGUUGAUUGGCAGACACAUAAAAGUUUGGUGGCCUAUGGACAAGGAGUUUUAUAACGGUGUGGUGAAGGCAUAUGAUGAUAAUAAGAAAAAACACGUGGUAUCGUACGAUGAUGGAGAAGUCGAAAUCCUUUGUCUAGACAAGGAGCGGUGGGAAUUUAUUGAGAGCAAGCACAAACUUACAACGCGGAAGCGUUUGUCGAAUAGUCCACCCUUUAAGAGAGAAUCAUCUAAGAAGAAUGUCAAGUCAGCGGGUAGCUUAAAGCAUAGAAAGGAAUCAAUUGAUGUAUCACCAUCAUCUAAGGUUAGAGGCAAAAGAACCCCAAGAGAAAACUUGAAGCAAGGUUCAAAGGGGGUGUCACAGAGAGCUGCUUAUUUGGAAAUGGGAAAAAGCAAGGAUCAUGAUAUUUCCCUGCCUGAGGCAAAGCCUACCAAUAUCUCUAAAGCCGAUGAUUUGGAUGCAGAGGAACUGUUGAGUAAUAGACAAUGUGGGAAUUCACCAGAUAAGAAUGUGAAAAUUUUGAAGACCAAGGAGAAAAAAGUAAAAUAUGCAGAGAGUAGCUCAACUGAUACCACAUCCUCUCAGGAAAAUGAACCUGAUUCCUGGAAGAAAGAAAAUGAAGAUGUCGACAUGAUCCCUCACGAUGGAUCUGCAUCUGAUGAAAACGAUCAAUCUGAGAUAAAGGAGAUACAAUCACCAGGGUUGUCAACAGAAAUCUCUAGUAAGGAAGCCAAUAAAAUACAUAAAUCCGAUUCAGAAGGGGAUGCACAAACACCCGAUAGAAAAGGAUCAACUUCUCAUGAUUUUGAAGAGUCUGAAUUCUCUGAUAAUGAACCCCUUUGUGUGUGGAAGUCUCGAGUUGGGAAAGUUGUUCAAAGAAAAUAAGUUAUGAUCCUAACAUUAGAUAGCAACUCUGGAGCAGAUCACACUAUUUUAAACCAAUUGUUACACCAAUAAUGUCCAGGCAGUUGCAUUUGGCAAAUAUGAAGUUUCUAGGGCGGUAAUUGUAUGUGUAGUAAUGUAUUAUUUGGUUGAUUGUAGAAUUGUAGUUAACCUCCAGUACACUUUCUGUUAAAUGGACAGGCAAAGUUGACGUGUACUGUUGUAAUGUAAUUUUAUAUAGCUUGCUUAUGCAAACAUUGUAGUGGUAUAUUACAACAUCAAAA